Molecule: messenger RNA, 2340 nt
Organism: Chlamydomonas reinhardtii
Lineage: Eukaryota; Viridiplantae; Chlorophyta; Chlorophyceae; Chlamydomonadales; Chlamydomonadaceae
Exons: 6
Coding region: 463-1227 (254 amino acids)
Biological process (GO): cytochrome b6f complex assembly
Cellular component (GO): chloroplast thylakoid membrane
Source: RefSeq, a predicted model, not a curated record
AAAGACUGCGCUUGAAGCCUUGACACGAACCGUGGCCUGCCAUGGCAGGCCCGCGGGAAGUGUACGUGGGAUGACCCUUCGCCGCUUACCUUCGCCUGGCCAUGACCCAAGACAAGAGUCUAUACCUGGGAAAGCUUGAUUGACACCAGAGACGUAGCCCAGUGGCAAAGAUGAUACGGACUCGGUGCUCGCGGGCAGCCAGGACCUUCACCAGGACCAAGGCCAGGACCAUCGCCAAGACCCUUGCCAGGACCCGAGCUUCACAACCCCAGUCUUCACGAACCCGAGCCCACGCGCCGCCACAGUAUCUGCUUGUCAGAUGUGCCCAAGCACCCUACUGAAAGGUGACUCCCGCAGGGCUCGGUGCAGGAGAAUGCAUGGAAAUGCAUGGAAAUGUGCGACCAAACAACACUGUGACAAUGAGCGGUGAAUACAACAAGUUUCGCCAAGUUACAUAUUGUUAUGCAGACGAGUGUGUCAACCUAUCAAGCGAAAAUGCAGCUCGCAGCUCGCCAGGCCCCGUCUUCUCUGCGUUCGGCUCGGCCGAGCAGCCGGACAAUUUUUGGGGCACCCGCGCUGCGUCGUUCUCUGGUGGUUCGCGCUGAGCAGCUACCUUCCCAGGUGUCAGAGACCGAGACGCAGGCCUCCGCCAGCCCUGCCUCCACCUCCGCCCCUGCCCCUCCCCCUGCCGCCGGCGGCAACAAUGCCGGCCUCGCUCUGGGGGCGGUGGCGGCGGCGGUGGUGCUCUUCGCCGUGACGCGGCUGGGCGGCGGUGGCGGCGCGCCCACGCUGGCCACACUGGAGUCGCUGUCCACGCCACUGGAGGUGGCGCUGGUGAACGGGCGGCCCACGCUGGUGGAGUUCUACGCCAACUGGUGCGAGGUGUGCCGCGAGCUGGUGCCGCAGGAGUACGAGCUGGAGAAGCAGUACGGCGGCAAGGUCAACUUUGUGAUGCUCAACAUCGAGAACUCCAAGUGGGCGCCCGAGGCCGCCGAGUUCGGCGUGCGCGGCAUCCCGCACUUUGUGUUCUUCGACAAGACCGGCGAGCCGCAGGCGGCGGCGGUGGGCCGCGUGCCCAAGCAGGUCGUGGAGGACAACCUGCAGGCGCUGCUGCAGGACGCGCCGCUGCCGUACUCGGGUGCUCAGGGGCGCGCCUCCGCCGCCGCCGCGCCCGACGUCAUGGCCGGGCCCAGCCGCAGCGCCGCCAUGCCCCGCGACCACGCGUAAUGCGGCGGCAAGCGGUGCAGCGGGAUGCAGCGAUGAAGCGGGAGGGAUUGCAAGAAGCCAUGCGGGAAGCGAUGCGGGAAUUGGCUGGAAGACAGCCGGGAGGUUGAUGGCGGAUGCUUGGUCUAGUAGGCACGGCGAGUUUGUCAAGUUUGGUGGGCUCUCAGAACCUUGGUGUUUCGUGAGGUGUCACCGUGGGCGAGACGGGACACGGAUGCCAACGGCAACAACCGCUGCAAGUGGGCAGCGUGGGCUGCAUACCUUUUCUUCAGGUUGGUGUUGAAGAAGAAAACACUUGGAAGCAAAGCGGACCGCUGUGCGCAGAGUGCAGGCAGGAGAGCCAGGGUUCGGACGGGGGCGUGUGGACUUGGAGGGGUAGACAGUGCCCGCUGGCAUUUAGAGGCGUGGGCGCUGCAGGCGACCCUCUCGGCGUCCAGGUGAAAGAGUGCCGGCACGUGUUGUGAGAUGAUGUAGCAGGUUGGAGGCGGCGGCGGCGCGUAAGAGCGGGCGAAGUUGGGGUGUGGCUGCGUGCUGAGAGUCGUGAUGUCCGAAACGACGUCAGUUUUGAAAUUGUCUUGGGUGACUGAUGUGUGCGAAUGCGUUUAGCCUCGACACGAGCGGGCAGUGGCAGUGAGGUUCUGGGCGGGGUGCAACGUCCCUGCUCGUAAUAGAGACAGAGGAAGGGAGCGCGGCAACGUCGUGUGGGCGCCCGGUGCCUUGGUCGGCGAGGGCAUUUGUGCCUGUGGGCACGCUGGCUGUAGCAGGAUGGCGGGCUGUGGCGUUUAAUGGCACAAACAGGCGAAAAUAUUGCAUGUCACGCGUGUGUGUGUGUGUGUGUGUGUGUGUGUGUGUGUGUGUGUGUGUGUGUGUGUGUGUGUGUGUGUGUGUGUGUGUGUGUGUGUGUGUGUGACUACGGUUUCCACGGUUAUUCUGCCAGAUCACGUGAAUCGUGUAUCUGGUAUAACCAACGAUAGGGCUCUCAAUCGAGGGCUGCCGUGACCUGGCGUUUCCCCGGCAGAGUGCAGACAGCUCUGGAGUCCACAGGGUAACGCACUCUUACCCUUCACCGCGCCAGUAAUCCUUGCGGAACUACUGCCGGUGUAACAACCUCAGACC